Entrophospora sp. SA101 is the source of this 512-nucleotide messenger RNA. Lineage: Eukaryota; Fungi; Glomeromycota; Glomeromycetes; Entrophosporales; Entrophosporaceae. The record is from the annotation of a GenBank genome assembly.
CGGUUGAAGACAAUGAAUUGGAUAUUGAUGAAUAUACUUACUAUGAGUCUCAAAAUCCUGGAUAUUAUGUCGAUUACAAUGACCCUUCACCUGAACAUAUUGAAUUGCAAAAUAUCAAUCAACCCAGCCCAGAUUAUUAUGAAGGAUAUGAGCCUUCAGAGUAUUCAUUACAACACUAUGGAAAAGAUAGUUCCUCCAUCUCAAACAUUGCACCGUCUUCUACUGCUCCUUUAUUAAGGCAAAGUCCUAUACCACCUGACAAUUAUAGUGAAGUUUCAAUCAAUGCACCUUCUUAUCAUUCGUCAAGAAUACAAUAUGAGAAAAGAGAAAAAUAUUUGAUAUUGGAACAUAUUAUUUUUAAAAAACUUAUUGAAAGACUUGGAGAAUCUCCCAAGAGUGAUGAAGAAAGCCCAGAUUUUAAUAGUAAUAUCAUACUAAAACCUGAAGGCACAAAACAUAUAAGUUUGUCAGAAAGUACUAAGAAUACCAGAAAAGGAUUUAAGAACUUAUAA